Fusarium fujikuroi IMI 58289 is the source of this 1065-nucleotide messenger RNA. RefSeq lists its product as uncharacterized. The record is from RefSeq and is a predicted model, not a curated record. The transcript has 2 exons. Bases 1 to 1065 code for a protein of 354 amino acids. NCBI's taxonomy places the organism in Eukaryota, Fungi, Ascomycota, Sordariomycetes, Hypocreales, Nectriaceae.
AUGGCAGACGUCGUGAAGAGCAUCCUGGGAAGACCCCAUCUCCAGCCAAUUGAUCUUCUUGACCUUCCAGUUGUCGAUGAAAGCUUUUGUUUCCGGGGUGUCUACCUCGAUGUUGUACUCAAGAACGGCACAUACCUGGUCGAGGGUGUUUAUGUUGGUUCCAGUCUGGGGUACAAAGGGUACCUUGGGAUCUCCGGUCGUGUCGCCUUUCACCAAAGGUUCUCAUUGAGAAAUUAUAACUACCUGCCAAGAGAUGUUAAGUGUCACCAUUAUAGUGUAGCCUGCAAAGACUAUGUCACUCCACACUUCCGAAUAGUCUCACUAUUUGAAGUGAUCCGUGGCAACGCGGUUGCAUCAAUUCUCGCGGAGCAAGGGCUUAUGAUAUACCUCUCAACAGUGGCACGGGCAUACCCCAAUCAGCUGAAUCUCUUUCACGAAAGCAGGAAUGGAAUCCAAGAUCUUCCUGACUUCAGUGACAUCGAAGCCAAGAAGCCCACUGUUGCAACUGUGGCCGCCCAUUCACGAAUCUUCCAGACGAAAAGAGAUGGAAAGGCUUCUUCGAAGCGAGACGUUGCGCUGCCUGUUGGCUCCGUUGAUACAAGCACAAGGAGGAGAACUGCCCCGAUCUCAUUACUGACGCAAGGAUGCAUGAGGCCUGAGUUGGCUGGGGCAACCCUGAUGCAUGUGGGAAUCCAGCAUGCGAAGAGCCAGAAAUGCGCGCAAUUUUCGUUUUUGGGUCAGGAUAUUCCAUGCGCAGGUUGUUACCUGCAUCUAAGAACUCACGGCAGCGAUAACGAUAACCCGAAAUAUGGGCAGACGGCGGCGGGUCAUCGCAAGUGGGUAGAGGAGGGGCAUGACGAUGUCUAUGGAACAUAUCGUGUACCUAGUCCGAUUGAUAGCCACCUCGUUGGAGGGAAAGGCUGGAAGACAGCAUCUAAAUGCCCGGCCUGCGCUCGCAAGCCAACCAAGAAAGAAGAUGAGGAGUGGAUGGAGCUGUAUGGGGAUAUCAGCGCAAUAUGUGGUGUAGACCGCGAGUAUACCAUUUUCAUAAUGCGCCGCACAUAG